AUUUAAAAUAGAGGUCCAAGAACUGGAUACGAUAUUUUCAGAUGCAGCCUGAUUCACACAAGGUACAACAGAAUCUCCCUCGGUUCAUAAUAUGGUUCCACUAGUACAGCCUACAAUAGCACUAGCAUUUUCAGUGCCCAUGACAAUAUUGACUCACAUAGAAUGUACUAAAAUUUCUGUCUUUUUCAUUCCUUUGUCCCCUUUGUCUGUUUUUAUACAACUAGGUAGCAUCCACACAUAGCUGUCUCACCUGUGCUUUUCCUGUCCUCCCUCCUCAAGCAGGCCGCAGAUGGUGGACCUAAGGAAUGGGAGCACAGUGACAGAGUUUAUCCUCGUGGGCUUCGAGCAGAGCUCCUCUUCCACUCGGGCAUUGCUCUUUGCCCUCUUCCUAGCCCUCUACAGCCUUGCCAUGGCCAUGAAUGGCCUCAUCAUCUUCAUCACCUGGACAGACCCCAGACUCAACAGCCCCAUGUACUUCUUCCUUGGCCAUCUGUCCUUCCUGGAUGUCUGCUUCAUCACCACCACCAUCCCACAGAUGCUAAUCCACCUGGUGGUCAAGAACCACACUGUCUCCUUUGCCUCCUGCUUGACCCAGAUGUACCUGGUUUUUGGUGUAGGUGUGGCCGAGUGCAUCCUCUUGGCUUUUAUGGCCUAUGACCGUUAUGUUGCUAUCUGCCACCCACUCAGCUAUGCACAGAUCAUGAGCCGGCAGGUCUGUGUGAGGCUGGUGAGUACUGCCUGGUUCUUUGGGCUAAUCAAUGGUAUUCUGCUUGAUUAUAUGACAUUUCGUGGUCCAUUCUGUAGAGACAACCACAUAGAAAACUUCUUCUGUGAGGCCCCCAUAGUGAUUGCCCUCUCUUGUGGAGACCCCCAGUUUAGCCUGAAAAUGAUCUUUGCCGAUGCCAUCGUGGUGCUGCUCAGCCCCAUGGUGCUCAUUGUUAUCUCCUACGCCCGCAUCCUGGCCUCCAUCCUUGGCAGAACCUCCCCCUCAGGUCGGGGGAAGACCUUCUCUACUUGUGCCUCCCAUCUGACUGUGGUCAUCUUUUUCUAUACCUCAGCCAUGUUCUCUUACAUGAAUCCUCGCAGCACACACGGCCCUGACAAAGACAAGCCUUUCUCCCUUCUCUACACCAUCAUCACCCCCAUGUGCAACCCCAUCAUCUAUAGUUUUCGAAACAAGGAAAUGAAGGGGGCCAUGGUGAGGGCCCUUGGGAGGACCAGCCUGGCCCAGGCAGAAUCUAUCUAGUGGGAAGACUCCUGGAAGAGAAGUCCCCCGCCACCACCCAAGUCUUGACAAGUGGGCAACUCUCCAAUGCUGAGAGCCUCCAGGAAAGAGCAUUCAUAGCUUUCUUUCUACUAGCAUCAGCCCUGGAAGAUCCUGUUGAUGUCUAAUGCUCAUCUGUCUGAUUUCACUUCCAGUAUAGAUUGAUCUUUCCAAAUUUCUCUUACUGAUACAUGUUCAUGAUUGGAGGGGCGAGUAAAAUGAAAUGGAAAAGUUUAUUCCAAAUUUGGGGGAAAGGUAGUAAGCUCCUCAAGAGAAAGACAGUAAGAGGAUGACCAUUCCAUUCUUUGGAGCAUUUCUUUCUAGGGCAAAGGCAAUUAGCAGGAGCCCCAGCUUUGGGAAAAGAACAGACUGAGAGCCAUGAGGGAAACAAAGGGAUGUAUAUAAGUUUGGGAAAAAGCAAUGGGUGAGAGAAAUGUGUUAAGGGGUAUGUAAUAUUAUCCCUAUAUGGUGGCUACAAAAUUCUCCAAGAAAGUUCCCAGAAAAAGUAAGAACUGAUGAAUAGGAUUGUAUUACUCCUCCAAGGAAACAAGAGGAGGAGCUAUAUGCCAAAUACAUGUGAAUUAUUAAUGGAGAGGUGGAAGGGCAGAGGCAAGAACAGGAAGUCUGAGGGGUGCAUCCACAUCCCCAGAUUGUAAACUGGGAGUGGGAGCUAUAGAAUGAAAUCUUGUAGGGUCAGGGAAGCUUCCAGUGACAUCUGCAUUUUAUAAGAAUAUAAAAAGAGCACUUUAAGUUAUUUGUGUAUUUGUUCACUUUCGCUGGAAAAAUUUUGUGCCCUGCCUGGACGCAUGUUUUUCAAUUUAAAUAUUUCCCUUUUGUUCUUGAA
Messenger RNA from Neofelis nebulosa (Clouded leopard), 2108 nucleotides. Its product is annotated as olfactory receptor 10AD1-like. The transcript has a single exon. NCBI's taxonomy places the organism in Eukaryota, Metazoa, Chordata, Mammalia, Carnivora, Felidae. Gene Ontology annotation, biological process: G protein-coupled receptor signaling pathway. Gene Ontology annotation, molecular function: olfactory receptor activity; G protein-coupled receptor activity. The record is from RefSeq and is a predicted model, not a curated record. Gene Ontology annotation, cellular component: membrane. Bases 290 to 1246 code for a protein of 318 amino acids.